Molecule: messenger RNA, 600 nt
Organism: Symbiodinium sp. CCMP2592
Lineage: Eukaryota; Dinophyceae; Suessiales; Symbiodiniaceae
Source: the annotation of a GenBank genome assembly
AUGGGUGCCUGGGCCAUACAGACGCAGUUGGACCAACGGGAGUGGGAGUUGACGAAGCCCUUGGAGCAGAACGUGGACUUGGACUGGCUGGACUUCCGCUGGCGCGAGAUGUCCCGGGCGGUCUCCCUGAGGUGGGUCGACGUCCCCGCUUGCCUCCGCGCUCUGACCCUCCUUGGAGUACUCAUUCAGGCACACUGUGAUGGUGGGGCAGGUGUUCUACUGGAGGUCGUCCUUGUGUGCUUCUCCCAGAUUGGCCUCAUCGCUAACCCGCGUUUCCACACCGUCAGCUCCGCCUCAGGUUUUGGGGAGUUCGAGGUCACGGACGACAUAGACUCCUUGGAGUGGUGGGUGGACGGCCAAUCAGGCUGGGCCUUUUACUUCGCUUUGUCCUGGUGGCUGAAGCAGAAGCGAGCAAAGCCCUUCUCGGAUAUGGCGAAGCGACUGGAGACGAUCGAGGUCAGGUGGAAGGAGAUGCGACGUGCACUUGCCGCGGAGCUUUCUGCUCAUGGCGCUUGCAGGGACAACUGGGAGGCUUUGAGGCAAGCGAACGAGACGGCCCAAGAGAUGCUGAGAGAAGCACGCGUGAUGGCCACCGAGUAG